Emiliania huxleyi CCMP1516 is the source of this 285-nucleotide messenger RNA. RefSeq lists its product as hypothetical. The record is from RefSeq and is a predicted model, not a curated record. Lineage: Eukaryota; Haptophyta; Isochrysidales; Noelaerhabdaceae. The transcript is spliced from 2 exons. Bases 1 to 285 code for a protein of 94 amino acids.
AUGGAUUUAGGCCGCCAGAAAACACGCCUGCGCUUCACGCCAUACAACCUCUGCCAGUUUACUCACAUCCCCGCUGAGAUGCGGCCCUCGGUCAAGGCCUGCUGUUCCUUUCUCUUUAGCAUUGGCAUGUUGGCAUCGGCCUCACGCGGCCCGCGGUUCGAUAAAGUCUCCUUCUUUAAGCUAGAGACGGUAGAGUGUUUGGGCGCGUUUACCGCGCACCAACACGGCAACAACGCGGCACACGGCCCCGUUUUGGCUGUGGUCUGCGCGGAGAUUCUGUCUUAG